Peromyscus leucopus (white-footed mouse) is the source of this 593-nucleotide messenger RNA. It is a transcript of the gene Dynlrb2, whose product is annotated as dynein light chain roadblock-type 2. Gene Ontology annotation, cellular component: centrosome; cytoplasmic dynein complex; cytoplasm. The coding region runs from base 104 to 394 and encodes 96 amino acids. The transcript is spliced from 4 exons. Gene Ontology annotation, biological process: microtubule-based movement. NCBI's taxonomy places the organism in Eukaryota, Metazoa, Chordata, Mammalia, Rodentia, Cricetidae. Gene Ontology annotation, molecular function: dynein intermediate chain binding. The record is from RefSeq and is a predicted model, not a curated record.
CUGGAAGCCACUUCCUGCCUGGUUUCCUAGCAACGGGGAAGCGUUGUUGACAACCACAGAAACUGCAGCUCAGGCUUGAGAGUGGAGCUGUCCCACCGGCAGGAUGACAGAGGUGGAGGAAACCCUCAAGAGAAUCCAGAGCCACAAAGGGGUCAUUGGAACCAUGGUGGUCAACGCAGAAGGCAUUCCAAUCCGAACAACCCUGGACAAUUCCACAACAGUUCAAUAUGCGGGUCUUCUCCACCAGCUGACCAUGAAGGCUAAGAGCACGGUCCGGGACAUUGACCCCCAGAACGACCUGACUUUCCUCAGGAUCAGAUCGAAGAAACAUGAAAUCAUGGUAGCCCCAGAUAAGGAAUAUCUUCUGAUUGUCAUCCAGAACCCAUGUGAGUAGACCUGCUGCAGCCAACUCCAUCCUCGUGAUGAUACCUGGAAGCCCUUCACUCCUCUAGUCCAUAAUAUUGACCCUAAUUGAGUCUAUAGACAUGCUCUCCUAUUUUGACAACAAAAUGCUCUACAUGUCUCCCUUAGUCCCUUUUGACUGUAUUGUGGUCUUGUAUUUUUGCCAUAUAAUAAACAAAUUCUGCCAUUUA